This is a messenger RNA of Parnassius mnemosyne (clouded apollo), 1272 nucleotides long. The record is from the annotation of a GenBank genome assembly. NCBI's taxonomy places the organism in Eukaryota, Metazoa, Arthropoda, Insecta, Lepidoptera, Papilionidae.
AUGUCUCAUCCUAACGAAGUUGGCGGCUAUAAACUUGGGUCACUUAUCAUCGAAGGCAAAACAAAACAGGUGUUUGACCUUCCGGAACUUCCAGGCCAUUGUCUUUUGCUGAAUAAAGACCGAAUCACUGCCGGCGAUGGCGUCAAAGCUCACGAUCUGGAAGGAAAAGCGGCAAUCUCCAACCAAACGAAUGCCAAAGUUUUUGAAAUUCUCAAAGGCGCGGAUAUCAGAACCGCAUUUGUCAAAAUGGCCUCUCCAACUUCAUUUUUAUCUAAGAAAUGCGACAUGAUACCCAUUGAAUGGGUGACGCGUCGCCUCGCGACUGGUUCAUUCCUGAAGAGAAACCCUGGAGUGCCUGAGGGAUACAGAUUCACACCUGUCAAAUUGGAGACUUUCUUCAAGGACGACGCUAACCAUGACCCUCAGUGGUCAGAGGAACAGCUCAUUGCUGCAAAACUGAAAGUCAACGGUGUUGUUGUUGGUCAAGACGAAGUGGACUAUAUGAAGAGGGUUUCCAUUCUCGUAUUUGAAGUUCUGGAGAAAGCCUGGGCACUCAGAGACUGUGCACUCAUCGACAUGAAAAUCGAGUUUGGUGUGGACGCUGAAGGCAACAUACUGGUAGCCGACGUGAUUGACUCCGACUCGUGGAGGCUUUGGCCUUCUGGAGAUAAACGUCUUAUGGUCGAUAAGCAGGUAUACAGAGACUUGAAAAACGUGACGGCCGCGGACCUCGACACCGUAAAGCGUAAUUUCACAUGGGUGAAGGAUCAGUUGGACCACCUUAAACCAACAAUUCACCAUAAAGUCGUGGUGUUUAUGGGCUCGGCGCAAGACAAGGAGCACUGCAACAAAAUAGCCAAGGCGGCUAAAGACCUGGGUUUGAGUGUGGACCUUCGUGUUACAUCUGCACACAAGGCGACAGAGGAAACUCUGCGCAUCAUGCAGCAGUACGAGGACACGCACGGAGCCCUGGUCUUCAUUGCGGUUGCUGGCCGCUCCAACGGACUUGGACCAGUUUUAUCUGGCAACACUUCCUACCCGGUUAUUAACUGUCCGCCACCAUCAGAUAAACUUGUACAGGAUAUCUGGUCAUCUCUGUCUGUGCCUUCUGGUCUCGGCUGCGCGACAGUCAUCUACCCCGAUAGUGCUGCCAUAAUGGCUGCACAAAUCAUUGGCCUGCAAGAUUACCUGAUCUGGGGCAGACUUAGAGCUAAACAAAUUGAAAUGGCUGCAGCUCUUAGAAAAGCGGACAAGCAAAUGAUAAACCAUUAA